AUGAAAUUGCUUCUAGAAGAACACAAGAAGAGUCUGAGGAGGAGAUGUGAACGUGUGACUGAAGGAAGUGAUGAAGCAGGAGGAGGAAGCCUCCUCAACAGGAUCUACACUGAGCUCCACAUCACAGAGGAACACAGUGAGGAGCUUCAGAGGGAGCCUGAGCUGAAGCUUCUGGAGACAGCUUCCAGGAAGAAGAGCCUCCAUCACUCUGCCAUCAGGAAGAAGAGCCUCCGUCACUCUGCCAUCAGGGUUCAGGACAUCUUCAAAGCCUCGGCCCAGCAGCUCAGACACAUCCGAGUGGUUGUGACCAGCGGCGUGGCCGGUAGUGGAAAAACCUUCUCGGUGCACAAGUUCACUCUGGACUGGGCCGAGGGCCUGGAGAACCAGGAUGUGGGGGUGCUGGUGGUGCUCUCCUUCAGGGAGCUGAACCUGCUGGGAGAGCGGCCGUACAGCCUCCUCUCGCUGCUGGCUGUUUUCCAUCCCACGCUCCAGAAGCUGACGGCAGAGGAGCUGGAUGUCUGCAGGCUGCUCUUCAUCUUGGACGGUCUGGAUGAAAGCAGACUUUCUCUGGACUUCAGCAGCAGCCGGCGGCUGCUUGACGUCUCCCAGCAGUCUUCAGUCAGUGAGCUGCUCACUAACCUCAUCCGGGGGGAUCUGCUGCCCUCGGCUCGGGUCUGGAUCACUUCCCGACCGGCGGCGGCCCAUCAGAUCCCUCCAACAUGUGUGGACAGACUGACAGAAGUGCGAGGCUUCACUGACGCCCAGAAGGAGGAGUACUUCAGGAGGAGGCUGAGUGAUGAGGAGCUGAGCAGCAGGAUCAUCUCCCACAUCCAGACAUCCAGGAGCCUCCACAUCAUGUGUGGAAUCCCAGUCUUCUGCUGGAUCACUGCUACAGUUCUGGAGCACAUGUUGAGCAGCGAGCAGAGAGGAGAGCUGCCCCAGACCCUGACUGACAUGUACUCCCACUUUGUGCUGGUUCAGACACACAGGAAGAAGCUCAAGUACCAUGAAGGACCUGAGACGGGUCCACAGGAGCUGACGGAGGCUGACAGGGAGCUUCUUCUGAAGCUGGGCAGGAUGGCCUUGGAACAUCUGGACAGAGGAAACAUCCUGUUCUACCAAGAAGACCUGGAGCAGUGUGGUCUGGAUGUGACUGAGGCCUCGCUGUACUCUGGAAUCUGUACUCAGAUCUUCAGAAGAGAGUCUGUGAUCUUCCAGAAAGCCGUCUACAGCUUCGUCCAUCUGAGUGUUCAGGAGUUUCUGGCUGCAGUCUCCAUGUUCCACUGUUUCACCAGCAGGAAGAGAGACGCACUGAAGACCUUCUUUGGAGAGGAUCAUGCUUUCAGAUCUCUUGAUGAUUUGCUGGUGGUCGUCCUGGAGAAAUCCGUCAGGAGUGGGAACGGCCACCUGGACCUGUUUGUCCGCUUCCUUCAUGGCCUCUCUCUGGAAUCCAACCAGAGACUCUUAGAAGGUCUGCUGGGUCGGACAGAGAUCAGUCCAGAAAUCAUCCAGAGAGUCAUCCAGAACCUGAAGAAGGUCAACAGUGAAAAAGUGUCUCCUGACAGAUGCAUCAACAUCUUCCACUGUCUGACGGAGAUGAAGGACCUCUCAGUCCAUCAGGAGAUCCAAGAGUUCCUGAAGUCAGAGAACAGAUCAGAGAAGAGACUCUCUGGGAUCCACUGCUCAGCUCUGGCCUACAUGCUGCAGAUGUCAGACCAGGUCCUGGAGGAGUUGGACCUGUAUAACUACAACACAUCAGAAGAGGGACGAUUCAGACUGAUCCCAGCUGUGAAGAACUGCAGGAAGGCUGAGUUGAGCAGCUGUGGUCUGUCAGAGAGAAUCUGUGGAGCUCUGUCCUCAGUCCUCAGCUCUCAGUCCUCCAAUCUGACACAUCUGGACCUGAGUAACAACGACCUGCAGGAUUCAGGAUUGAAGCUACUGUCUUCUGGACUGGAGAGUCCUCACUGUAAACUGGAAGCUCUCAGCCUGUCAGGGUGUCUGGUCUCAGAGGAAGGCUGUGCUUCUCUGGUCUCAGCUGUGAGCUCCAAGUCCUCCCAUCUGAGAGAGCUGGACCUGAGCUACAACCAUCCAGGAGCCUCAGGAGUGGAGAAGCUGUUUGCUGCAGUGGAGGAUCCACAGUGCAGUCUGGAGACUCUCAGGGUGGACCAUGGUGGAGAGCAGAGGUUAAAACCUGGUCCGAGGAAGUAUUUCUCUCAACUUGAACUGGACACAAACUCAAUGAACAUAUUCCUCAAACUGUCCAACAACAACAGGAAGGUGACAUGUGUGAAGAAAGAGCAGCCGUAUCCUGAUCAUCCAGACAGAUUUGAUGACUUCUGGACUUAUCAGCUGCUGUGUAGAAAUGAUCUGAGUGGUCGAUGUUACUGGGAGGUUGAGUGGAGCGGAAAGGUUUUUAUAUCAGUGAGUUACAGAGGAAUCACACGGAGAGGAACCAUGAAGGAGUGUGUGUUUGGACGGAAUGAUCAGUCCUGGAGUCUUAGCUGCUCUUAUCAAGGUUACUAUGUCAGGCACAAUGACAGAAUAACAUGCACCUCAUUGUCCUCCUCCUCCUCCUCCUCUGGUAGAGUAGGAGUGUAUGUGGACCGUCCUGCUGGCUCUCUGUCCUUCUUCAGAGUCUCCUCUGACUCUCUGAUCCACCUCUACACCUUCAACACCACAUUCACUCAACCUCUGUCUGCUGGUUUUACCCUCCUGUACUCUGGUUCUUCAGUGAGUCUGUGUCCUCUGUAGGAAGGACAGUCUCUGUCUCUGACAGCAGUCCUGUCAGGACCAAUCAGAGAUCAGAGAACAUCAGUGGAGUUCAGCAGGGCUCACAGACGGAGCCUCCAACACUUUGUAAAUAUGUGGUCAGUUUAAGUUUCAGGACGUUUUCUAACCUCCUCAAGUCUUUGUCAGCAACAACGGAGACGAUGAGGAAAGAACUCUUCUGAUCCCAGUUUGAUGUUUAUAUUUUGAUCCGGCCCAGCCGGUCCUGAUUGGACCAGUUUGGUCUUAGUUGGACUUAUUGAAGGAGAGUCUGACUGAGAGUCUGAGUCUGUCAGUCUGCUGAGAGGCUCUUUUUUUUAACACUGAUGGACAAAUGAAGCUUUCUGAAACUCUGAUGCCUGGAUGGAAGCUUUUCAACACUGACCUCUUUAGUGCCACCUGGUGGCUAAAAAUAUGAAGAGCAGCUUGAAUGAACUGCUCCAUGAUGGUUCCCCACAAGUUCAGUUCACAGCUUCUCUUUAUGAUCAUGUGACCGUUUUGUUUGAUAUCAGGAUGGUUGUGGUGAUAUGAACAAGUGAUUCUGACAGUCAAAAAAAAUCUUUUGUUGAAUUGAUUAAUAAGCAUGAAUAUGAAUAAACUUUGAUGGAUUGAACAUGUGCUAAUGUUUGGUCUCCUUUUGCUUGUGACUUUUUGAUGUCUGUGAACAUAAGACAGUAAAAUGUUAUUUAUAAUAAUAUUCUACAUAAUCUGAUGAGAACCUUGUUGUUCUGUGAGGUUCCUGUCUCAUAUCUGUCCUAAACUAUGGGUCCUCAUUAAUGAUUGCUUCUGAAGAAAUUCUGAACUUUCACCUCGGUUUUUCUUCCUGAUCCGUCCAACAAAGUAUGUUGGAGCCACAUCCAGAGUCAGAGUGAGCCCUGUUCUUGG
Molecule: messenger RNA, 3651 nt
Organism: Salarias fasciatus (jewelled blenny)
Lineage: Eukaryota; Metazoa; Chordata; Actinopteri; Blenniiformes; Blenniidae
Product: NACHT, LRR and PYD domains-containing protein 3-like
Exons: 6
Coding region: 1-2751 (916 amino acids)
Molecular function (GO): protein binding
Source: RefSeq, a predicted model, not a curated record